GCCUACUGUGUUCUUCUUGUUUACUCUAUUGAGUUUUCAUUCUUGACGGUGCUUCCUUUCAAAUAUACAUCUUUCUUGGGGACUAAGAAAAGAUUAUUUUGACUGUCUAGAGACAAUGGAAGGGAAUAAAGGAGUGGGAUCCUCGUUUUCUUCUUCCUUGACUUCAGAGCUCUUUGGCUCAAAAGACAUACCUUCAUCUUCCUCUGUGAUUUUCGGCUCUAUAUUUGCUCCUCCAUCAAAGGUAUUAGGGAGGGAGUCUCUGCGUCCUGAUUUGACGACCAAUAUGCAGGAUACUCCGAACGAGCUCUGGAACACAAAACCUGGAGCCUCUGGUGAAAAUCCAAACACGGUGAAUAGAGACACGAGUUCCAGAUAUCAGGAGCAAAGAAUACAACCAUGUAAUCUAAGUUCAUCGAUCUACUAUGGUGGCCAAGAUAUAUACUCUCUUCCCCAUAGUAGCCAGGGCUCUGGAUUAAACUCCAUGUAUAAGAAGGAUGGUGGAGAAGAGGAUUCAGGGAUGGCAUCAAGAGGAAACUGGUGGCAAGGGUCUCUCUAUUACUAAGAGUUUGCUUGCCAAUAAGAAUACUUAUUAUAAAGGUACCUAGGAAGAUAUAUAUAGAUAACAGUUUAAUCUGUUCUGGU
This is a messenger RNA of Hibiscus syriacus, 642 nucleotides long. RefSeq lists its product as uncharacterized. Bases 116 to 562 code for a protein of 148 amino acids. Lineage: Eukaryota; Viridiplantae; Streptophyta; Magnoliopsida; Malvales; Malvaceae. The transcript has 5 exons. The record is from RefSeq and is a predicted model, not a curated record.